GCUCACCGCCUGCCCGGCGGGACGGGGCUUAGGCCGGAGGUCCCCGUCUGCACACUCACAAGACGCCCCUCCCCGGGCGCCCGCCGAAGACCACCCCCGGGGCUGCGCCGGCAUGGCCACGGAGACGGGGGCGGGGCCUCCUUGCUCCCGCACCGCCCCCUCUGUCCUCCCCGCGGGGUCGGGCCCGCCGGACGCCGGGUCCUCCCCCGACCCCGGCUAAUGACCGGGCGAGAGGCGGUAAUGAGUGUCUGGGCUCGGGUCGGGCGUGGACGGGAUGAAAGGCGCGUGGUGGGGGGGAACCCCGGGGCCGCGUAAUUACCGGCCCCUCCCGGCAGGCCAGGCUGGGGCAGGGACGGUGCACCUGGAGGCCGCCCGGCGCGGGCGCGGAAGGGGACCGCCCUGGCAGAGACUCCAGCCCGCCCGCCUGGCCCAGAUCCCCGGGGCUCAGAGCCAGGGAGGGGGAAGCGGGGACUGGAUGUGUGUGUACGUUGCCAGGUAUGGUGCACAUGUGUGCCGUGGGCAGGGGACUCGUGGGUACAGAGAUGGAGAAACAAGGUUUCUGGGGACCAUGCCUGUGUGAACAUGAAAAUGGGGCCGUGUGCCUGUGCACAUGGCUAUGGAAGUGUGUGCAUAGAACUCACACGUGUGUGUGUGCGUGUGCCCACAUGGAAACAUGUUUGCAUGGUCAUGCCUUAUGUGCAAGAACACAAGGGGUUGUGCGUGGACCCCAAAGCAUGUGCAUAACCAGGGUGUGGGAUCAGCCGGGGACAGCGCUGCUGCGUGUGCAUGACGCGGGGGAACCGGGACUCACAGAUCAUUUGUGCCCAUGGCUGGUGGCGUGACUCAUGCCCCUGGGGUGCGAACAUGCCACGCGCUGUCAGCAGCCGCCGGGGUCUCUAAGGCAGAGGAGAGCUACAGGAGCCCAAAAGCCAGGAGGAAGAGUUUAACUUUAACUGACUCCCCCGUCCCCACCCACCCCGUUUCCCACCUGCAUGAGUAGGUGGGGACAUCUGAGAUCCCUAGGUGGCUGCCAACUGUGAAUUGGCAGGAGAUUCAGCUGCCUGCGCCCUGGCCUCAGUUUACCUCCCGUUCCUAGGAGGGGUCUUCCUGGCGGAGGGGGACAUGGGAGGGGGCACCUGGGUGGAGCUCCCUGUGACUCAUGUCCCAGGAAUGUGGAAGCUGCCACUCUUCUGCUCCUGCCCCAGCCCCCAUCCCAGAAGUGCAAAGGCCAGGCAGCGCAUCGGCCUUGCUGGUGACCGCAGUCCCCAUCAACGGCAGGCACACGGGCUGUGGAAUGGGACCCGGGGGACACCCGGAGGCCCACACCAAUAAUAUGCAUUCAUGCAGAGGACAUACGUCAGGCUCCCUGCAGGCACACAGAGGGGCCGAAGCACCCCGACUGGGGCUGUGGCAUCUCCAUGGCAACACUGGAGUGGCAGUCAUGGAGAGCACACCCCCCUGGGGCAGCUGCCAGAGGCUCAGGGAAGACACCUGUGUGUGUCCAGGCGGCCGCACACAGCAGUCCCACAUCCUGGCCCCCACACCCAAGCAGGAGGACACAGGUGCCCAUGGACCUCGUCCAGCCUUCGAUCACCAUCCCACCCUUGAGUGUCAGCGAUGGCCCGGUGCCCAGCUGUGCAGCCGCCUCAUCAUCCCAGAAGCCAGCACCUGGAUCCAGGCCUCCGUCCGGACUCCACACUUUGGUAGCCACACCUGUCCACACCGCCAGCUCCAACCCCCAUCAGGCUCAGGGCUCUCUGCCCGUCCGGCUAGCUCCAGGGGCUAACCUCGGACCAAAGGUUUGCUCACAUCCUCGCCACCCGGCAAAGGCGACCCUGUUUACCCCGACCGCGGCCUGCUGCCUUUUCAGAGUGGACUCCUGGCCACAGCAAAACUGCGCCUCAGCCAGGCAGCGACGAGGACUUCCUGCCGCCAUAAGCCCCCCCGGGCCCCCAACUGUCCCGGCUCCUGGCUUGUAGGCUUCCAGGUACACAGGGGCGUCUCCAACUGCUCCCCUCCCCCAAAUCUCCGAGCUCCCUGCAGCCCCCUUGCCAACCACCUCACUGUGAACCAGAGGCCACGUUCAGACAAUGCCCCAUCGGUCCCUUCCCAGGCCUCUCCGAAGCCCAAGCACAGCGUUCAGAAAGCUCCUGGGAUGUUCUGGCCUUUGCCCUCUCCACCCGCCCCUCCUCCCUGGGGUUCCCCCAAGCCAGACUUGAGGAAUCACCCCUUUCGAGUCCUUGCCUUCGCCUUUUGGUUUAGGACCCCAAAUGGACUUCCCAAUUGUUCCCCAAAUGCACCCGCUUUCACGUCUUCAGACAUUUGCACACGCCAUGCCCCCCACCUGGGGCACCAGUUCCCUCUUCCUAUCCUUGGCAAAGUCCUAUUCCUUUGGCAGGGCCUCAAUCCAAGUGCCCUCCUCCCGCUCCUCGCCCUGCGCUCCCCCCAGCCCGGGGCUCGCGCACACGGGGUCGUGCGGAGGGGGCAACAGGCAAUGGCCCAGCUUAGAAUGGGGGGUGCACGUGCGGCGCCCCCGGGUACGCCCCCUCUUCCGUCCCGGAGCUGCCGCAGGCGUCAGACCCCUUGGCGCGCAUCCCGCCUCCAAACUGAGGACGGCCGCACGCCUCCGCGCCGCGCCGCGCCUGCGCACUCAGCCGGGCCACGCCGCAGUCCCACCUCCGGGCGGCAACCCCGCACAGCUAUUGGUGCAUGCGGAAGAGCGAACGACGUGGCCACCAAUGAGGCGUCCCAGGGGUGGGCGGGGCCUGGGCCGCCCGACGCGAGGACGGGGGCGGGCGGGGCGCCCUCCCCACGGUGA
Molecule: messenger RNA, 2818 nt
Organism: Delphinapterus leucas (beluga whale)
Lineage: Eukaryota; Metazoa; Chordata; Mammalia; Artiodactyla; Monodontidae
Source: RefSeq, a predicted model, not a curated record